UUUAAAUAAAGACUUCCUGGGAGAGUGCUUCAUAACUGGUGCAUGAUUGGUGUUGUAGGCAGCAUGGCUGACGAUGUCUAUGGAAACAGUGACUUCCAUCAACAAAUUGGAAAAAGAAAACACAGCGACAGGGAAAGAUACCAAGCUCCAGCAGGAGUGGAUGAUGAAGAUGAUGAAGCCGACUAUGAAAAUUUUGAAGAUUCUAUUGAAAUGGAGGAGAAAAAAACAAACCAAACGGAAGCAUUCAAAGAGGAAGUGAAAGCACAGGCAGCCACAAAUCACAAUGUCUGCGGAACCAAAUCGAUUGUGUUUCUCUACGUUCUGCUGAUCGCUAGCUCUGUGAUGUGGGCGGCUCUGCUCUCCUUGCUGUUUGUGAAAUGCACUGCAGAAAUACAAACCCUGAAAACUCUCCUGACAGAAAAAGAUUCUCAAAUGAGGGCAAAUUUUGAGAAUUGCGUUUCUAAUGGCACUGCAGAAAUACAAACCCUGAAAACUCACCUGACAGAAAAAGGCUCUGCAGAAAUAAAAAACCUGCAAACUCUCCUGCAGGAAAAAGACUCCCAGCUUUCCUCAAAUGUGAGGAACUUGGAAAAAGACAUUUCUAGCAUGAAAACUAAAGAUUCCCAGCUCUCAACCAGUGUGAGAAACUUGGAAACUGAGAUUUCAAGCCUAAAAAAUAAAGAUUCCCAGCUGUCAACCAGUGUGAGAAACUUGGAAACUGAGAUUUCAAGCCUAAAAAAUAAAGAUUCCCAGCUGUCAACCAGUGUGAGAAACUUGGAAACUGAGAUUUCAAGCCUAAAAAAUAAAGUGUGUGACAUCAGGACCUGCCCAUGUGACUGGAAGGAGUUCAGUGGAAAGUGCUACUACUUUUCCAAGGGCGAGAGGGACUGGCAGAAAGCAAAGGAUUUCUGCUACAAUCAAGACGCUGUGCUUGCAAUGGUCAAAACCCAACAAGAGCUGGACUAUAUAAGGGGGAAAAUCACAUCGAAUCACUGGCUUGGGUUGAGCGACUUGGAUACAGAAGAUGCUUGGAAGUGGUUAGAUGGAGAUUCUGUCAAUCUACAGAGCGGAUUUUGGGACACUAAUGAACCAAACAACAGUGGAAAUGAAGACUGCGUGAUCUGCAAUCGAGAGAAAACAUCUCAAACCUUUAUUCUGGAGGUGACCAACUUCCUAGAAGCAGGCGCUUUGAAGAUAUCAUUUAAACUCCUCUUCGUUCAUUUUGAAUUAGCUGGAAAUCGAAAGUUUAUUCGUGCCGUAUUACAGUAAAUCUCUGAAUUAGAUAUAUCUCUAAAUGAUUGUUGGGCUUGCCACAGUUAACUCUGGUUUAUCUAAAGCAACGUAUUUCCAUAGUGCAGCUUGUUGCAAUGGUGUCUUUAAAUCUACAUUGACAUUUUAAUAAACAUAUUGCAAACAGUGGAUUGUAUUUCAUUCUCAACACAAUCUGGUUUUAUGACUGUGAUUCAGUUAGCUUUGUGAUGCCUGUGACGUUGCUGUACAAUUUCCACUAAAAUAACAAAUAAAAAUGUUAAUGUUCUAAAACUCCAUGAGGACUUUUUUUACAUUACAAUUAUAAACAGAACAGUCACUCCAUUAAAUAUCACACCGCGCUUAUCAUGAUCAAAUUGAAAUGUCCGGACCGCAAUACAGAAACAGGCUCCUGAUAAUAUCACUGUGGUUAAUAUCACUCUCCGCUUAAUAUAAAGGAAAUGUAACAGUCAUGCAAUUGAUUUGAAUCCCACUUAAUAGCACUUGAAAAUGCCUGCACCCGCUGUCCUGUAUUUAGACGCAUUCCGUGUACGGCAGCCCAGUGGUCACAUGAUCACCCAGCUGGACUCAUGGAGAUCAGAAGUGUGUGUACUGUUAUUUUUGUUACCAUUGCACGUUAAUGAAAAUAUAUCGGAAAUAACGAAUUUAAACAGAGCCGCGAAGGCUGAAAUAACUUCUCUACCCGAGAAAAGAAGAGAAAAUAAAAACAAACAAUCUCGCUUGCAAAUUUUCUUUACACACGUCAACAAUCUCAAGUGUGACGACUUAGGGGAGAACUUAAAUGAGUUUCAGUUCGUAAGUGGCUGUUUGGUUUGCUAAGUUAUUGAUGAACUCCUGAUCAUGUCACUCUGCUUCUUGUCAUAAUCACAGUCCCUUUGAAGUGAUAUUAAGCAGGUUUGGCUCUCUGUGAAAGAAGCCGUCACUUCUGGUUCAACCACUCAAGUGCUUUUCUUGAGUACAAAGCUAUUUGUGCCGCCUCUGCUUACCUGCAUGGUCAACAUGACCUACUUCUGCUUCACAAAUUGACUUCAAAAGCAAUAGAAACAAGACGAGAACACAAUGCGAAGGGAACAGAAAGUGAAGCGUUCUGUCUCAACUGGGGAGUUUAUGACUGCGUGUCAAAUUACUGUGUGAGCAAGAAGAUUUCUAAAAAAAGAGACAUUCUGGGAUUAGCUACUUCAUGUGGAGAAGCAUGGAUGGGUGUAUGGCAGCUUUCCCAUGUUCUUGUAAGUGACCUACAGUAGUAGAGGUGUAUGACAAGGCCCUCCAUCACCUGUCUGUGUGAAGGACACAAAUUGAAAGAUAACGGAUGUCAAGAUGGAAGGAACUGAGGUGGGCAACAUUUGCAUGGGUUUUUUUUAAAAGCACUGCUUCUUUGAAAGCAGAAGUGAGAAGAGGAACAGAUUGAUCCUGUUGCUGGAAAAUCUACAAGGUUGUAAUGAACCUGUAUUUUGUAUCACUGUGUAUGUUUGUUACAUUCUCUAGGUUUGGAGUAAGAUUUCCUUCCCUCAAAAUAGCUGAUAAAACCGGUUUCCAUAGUAGACUGAUAUAUACAGGUAGUGGACAAAAAAAUGGAAACACCAAUUUAAAGUCACUUAAUAGGGCGUUGGGCCACUAUGGUAUCCCGCUCUGUGGAGUUCUCGGUGGACCGUUUUUGAUGAAACUGGCUGCUCGCGCCCCAGGUUGAAAUUUGCAGUCAAUUGAUCUGCAGUUGCUCGCCUGUUUUGCCUUGCACUUCGAAUUAAUGCACAGAUAUCACGAUCAUGGAGUAUGCGCUUCCACCCACUGUUGCCCUUUGUUGAUGAUGUCUUCCCCUCUGAGUUCCAUGCCGACAUCACCUUAGACACCGUUGUUCAUGAAACAUCAGCAAGUUGAGCUGUCUUGGUCACUGAAGCUCCUGCCAAAUGCGCCCCAACAAUCACCCCUCUUUCAAAGUCAUGGAAGUCUCCUCUUGCAGCCAUGCUAGCCAUAAUUAUAGGCAACCAGGCCUGUCCAGCAUUUUUAUACAUGACCCUAAGCAUGCUGGGAAGUUAUUUGCUUAAUUAACGCAUGAGCCACACCUGUGUGGAAGCCCUUGCUUUCAAUAUACUUGGUGUCCCUCAUUUACCCAGGUGUUUCCAUUUUUUUGUCCACUGCUAAUGCUGUGUGAUCCAAUCUACAGCUAUGACCAAAGGAUUUGCAUCACUCUAUAGAAUGAACUAAUAAAGUCAAAUGAAACCUGCUGAAUCAUGUUAUGUUAACAUAUUGAAUUACACACCGCUUUGUAGUUUUCCAUAUACUUAGGAAAAACUGACAAAUGGAUAAAUGUGACAUUUCGAAAUCCAACAUAAAAUACUUCUAUUAUG
Molecule: messenger RNA, 3614 nt
Organism: Acipenser ruthenus (sterlet)
Lineage: Eukaryota; Metazoa; Chordata; Actinopteri; Acipenseriformes; Acipenseridae
Product: low affinity immunoglobulin epsilon Fc receptor-like
Exons: 15
Coding region: 43-1269 (408 amino acids)
Source: RefSeq, a predicted model, not a curated record